Molecule: messenger RNA, 1673 nt
Organism: Ostrinia nubilalis (European corn borer)
Lineage: Eukaryota; Metazoa; Arthropoda; Insecta; Lepidoptera; Crambidae
Exons: 7
Coding region: 1-1155 (384 amino acids)
Biological process (GO): centriole-centriole cohesion; ciliary basal body organization; centriole replication
Cellular component (GO): ciliary basal body; centrosome; centriole
Source: RefSeq, a predicted model, not a curated record
AUGGACGCGCGUGUAUUAGUUUUGUAUCAUCGCGCAAGCGGGUGGAACCUAGCAUUCGCAGUAGAUCGCGGUCUUCCUUCGACGCUGCUGCUGACGCUGCAAGCCGUGCGCGACCACCUCUCCGUACUGGGGAAGCCGAUAGAGACCAUCAAGAACGCUAACCACCACCCAACGCUCCGAAUUCUCUACUGGCUGCUCAUAGUCAUCAACAGCUCCAUGGUAGAGUGCCCAGCGUCCAAGGAGUCGUUCGCUGAGGCCGGUAUCGCGGUCUCUCUGAACCGGCUGUGGGCGUGGUGCAUGAUGACUGAGCAGUUGCGGCGCGCGGUGGUUGACCUGUUGUUCAACUUUGCCAAUGAAUGUCCUAAAGCUUGGUCAUCGAUGGCCACGUGCGUGGGUAGCCGCAACCUGAUCACGGAGGUGUGCGCGCUAGCUUGCCGCGAGGCGGCGCUAGCGUCGCGCACGCACACAGACAACCUGCUGCUGCUGUGUACGCACACGCUCAGGCACUGCGUGAGCCAUCACCAGUGUCGCGCUAUCAUUAUAAAGAACGACGUGAUACCAUCCAUCUACAAAUCAAUCGUGCGAGACCGCGGGCGCGGCGGUGGCAACGCGGGUGUGGCCUGGGCUAAGCUGUGUUCCGUCAUCGCCCGCUACCCCGACGGCGCCGGCGCAUUACUGACCCUUAGACCGCUCUUGCCGGCACUGCCGCCGGCUCUGCGGGCUCACCUCAUGCCGGCCCUGGCACACGCCGCUCAUCAUCAUAGGACUACGUUCCUACAGUCGCACGGCGGCGACGCAUUGCUGACCCUUAGGCCGCUCCUGCCGGCACUGCCGCCAGCUCUGCGGGCCCACCUUAUGCCGGCCCUGGCACACGCCGCUCAUCAUCAUAGGACUACGUUCCUACAGUCGCCGGAUCUUCUAGAGUUGCUGUCGGGCACGCUCCUUGCCGGUGACACUGCCGAGGUGGUGUCGGCUGCUCGCGCGGUCUGGACGCUCGCCGCCAACAAUCAUAAGGCCAAGUUGGUGCUUCGCAGCGCGGGCGUGGCGGCGUCCGCGCAGUCAGCGCUGCAGCGGCUGCAGCGAGCGACCGACCCCGCCGCCCGCAGAGCGAGCGAGCUGCUUCUCUACACUACUAGCGUGCUGCGAGUCACGUGAAUACUUGGACUAGUGGGGAAAUGUGGGGAAUUCCAAAAGGGACACACGAGGUUUUGAUAGAGUUGAUUGAAUGUUACGCACAUUCCAUUGUUACGCUUUUAUACAUAGCUAAUUACUGUUUUUCUGCGAUUAUAGUCUGGUCCGUGAGCACGUAGAAUUUUGUCCAAUGACCCCUAGCUACCCAUCCUUAUCGCUCGCGCGUAAUUAUGUUGCUAUCGCGCUCGCACACUCACUGCGGGUGCCAGUCGCACAGUCGCGACAGCAAUAUAAUUACACGCGAGCGAUAAGGAUGGGUAGCUAGGGGUCAUUGGACAAAUUUCUACGUGCUCACGGACCGGGCUUUAGCACUUUUGAUUUAGAAGUUCUGUACAGCUAAAGAAAAAUUGGAGCACCACCUACUGAGUCAGAUGGCAUGCGAGCAGUUGUUCUUUAACGGCAGCGUGCUGCCUGCGAUUCGCAUGAAAACUUGGAAUAAUAUGGAAAUUUAGAAUUUUCUACUGGUGGUGAAGAGAUCCUAA